Messenger RNA from Myotis davidii, 866 nucleotides. RefSeq names its product guanine nucleotide binding protein (G protein), gamma 4 (gene GNG4). The coding region runs from base 89 to 379 and encodes 96 amino acids. The record is from RefSeq and is a predicted model, not a curated record. Gene Ontology annotation, molecular function: G-protein beta-subunit binding. The transcript has a single exon. Gene Ontology annotation, biological process: G protein-coupled receptor signaling pathway. Lineage: Eukaryota; Metazoa; Chordata; Mammalia; Chiroptera; Vespertilionidae. Gene Ontology annotation, cellular component: heterotrimeric G-protein complex.
AACAGGGGAGGCCAGGACCCUCCUGCUGCCUCCCGUUCUGUUCUGCCAGGUGGUGGGACUGGAGCAGCAUCUCUCUCACGGGAGGCAGAUGUCCACCCGUCUUCUCGGGUUUGCACCCAGCCUCUCCCCAGGCGGAGCACGGCCUCGCCGCUGGCUGUGCACCCAGCCCGUCCCGUCCUCGGCGGGCCCACUCUCCACACGCACGCUGGGAACUGGCCCCUCACCCUGCGCCCGUGCCGUGUCCCCGCAGGUGUCCCAGGCCGCCGCGGACCUGCUGGCCUACUGCGAGGCCCACGCCCGGGAGGACCCGCUCAUCAUCCCCGUGCCGGCGUCGGAAAACCCGUUCCGGGAGAAGAAGUUCUUCUGCAUCAUCCUCUGACCCCGUGGCCAUGCAGCACCGCCUUUUCCGGACCGCCCCGCGGGAACCCGCAUGCCCGUAGCUUUAGGGAGCCCCCUCCCCGCCCUGCUCAGCCACCCUCGUGGGGCCGGUCUCCUCUGUCCCUUGGGUUUCAUGAUUGUAACGAUUCCACUUUCCGUUUUCAUGUUAUUUUCUUAAAACACAUUUUUGUUUGUCAGAGGAAAGCAUGGGGCGUGCCUGUGGUGGGCAGCUGUCAUUGUGUCCCAGUUUGUCCAGCAUCUGACCCCUCUUCCUGCAGGACGGAAUCACCCCUUGCAAGUCCAUUGAGUGGGAUGCAGUGUCCCCACCCCCGGGGUUGCCCACAUCCCCUCCGGGGUGCACCCUCUUCCCAGCACCCACUGGCCAGGUUGUGACAAUCCUUCCAGCGGUGCACGUUGCAUUCGUGCACUUUCCUGUACCCGUGUUAUACGGCAAUAAAAAUUUGGUUUGGCGGCCAGCAGUCAAGGAU